CAGUAGUUUUUUCGAAAAAAAAUCAUUAUAAAUUUUAAAACCAUCGACAAAAUAAAUUGCUUGUUUCACACCUAUAGCCGGAAGUCCUGUAUUCUACCCACUGUCUUCAAAAAAAUAGCGCUUCAGGAUACUUAGGAGCCUUGGAAUCACUAAGGUUUUUUCGUCGAUUCGUGUUUUCAUUGGUGUUAAAACUAAUUUUUCGAAUUUCUCCAUAAAAGAAUUUAAAUAUUUCAUUAGGUAUUACGUGGAAGCCUAUGGGCAAACGGAGAUAAAGGCGGGGCAGACUAUAUAAGGCUUUAAGGUCAUAUAUCUAUUAAAUCGUUAUUGUCGGUUCUUGUAGUAACAACAGAAAUUAAUUAUGCGGUUUUUGGUAAGUCCUGCAAUCAUAUUUUAUCAGAUACUAAUAUCAUCGGUAAUUUAUACCAUAACAGCUGCACCAACUGGUGAAGUUCUUGUCAAACUAUCCCCAGAACAUUUCCAUCCAAUUCACUCGCUCUAUCACAGUCAAGAUCAUGGACAAUAUGUUUAUGGUUAUGCGACGCCUACCGUUAGUAGGUCAGAGACAAAAGCUGCAGAUGGUGUAACAUACGGAGGAUACUCAUACAUAGAUGGUGAUGGACAUCUCCAAACCGUCCAAUACACAGCUGAUGCCACACAUGGUUUCAGAGUGGCAGCUUCAAACUUGCCAUCAGACGAUGCCGAAGUAGCCCACGCCAAAGCGAGUCAUUUGGCUGAAUUUGAAGCUAUCAAAGCUGAGAGAGCCCAGAUAGCUGCCCAAGCUGCAGCUGCUGUCACUGUGCCUUACUUUAAUCCUGUGGCUGUGCCACACGCUCAAGUACCACAAGUACCUGUAAAUCAACUGUUACCAGAACCAGUAACAGACCUUCCCGAAGUAGCCAAGGCUCGUGCAGAACACUUAGCUACCCUUCAGGCCGCCUACAGAAACGCCCAAGCUGCCACUUUAGGAUAUGGAUUACCGCAACCCGUCCAAGAUCUUCCUGAAGUAGUUAAAGCCAGAGCAGAGCACUUGGCUGCUGUAGAGAAAGAAAAGGCAAGACAGUUGGAGUUACGUGCUGAAGUUCCUUUGAGUCCUAUUCCUGAGAAUCUUGAUGGCUAUGUUGUGCCUGUCCAAACUCAUGUAGGCGGCGCCGAGCCUCUUCCUGUUGCUCCUGCUGCUCAAGUGGCUUAUGCUCCAGAGCAGUACUCUUAUGGACCAUAUUCAUAUGGGUAUGUGGAGCCAUAUGCAGCUAAGUCAGAGACUAGAUCAGCUGAUGGUGUAGUCCAAGGAGGAUAUUCCUACAUAGAUGCUUUCGGAGUGGUCCAGACAGUGAACUACAUUGCUGAUAAGGCUGGGUUCAGAGUAGCAGCUACUAAUAUUCCUGUAGACAAAAACCAUCUUUCGGCAGCCGCUACAAUUUCUACUGGGGCUAGGGUAGCACCUGCACCCAUUGCUACUGUAGAGGAAAAGAAAUUUAUUGUACCUGCACUGUACAGUGCAGAUAUUCAUUACUAAUGUAAAGAAUGCGACUGAAAAUUAACUUGUUAUGAAAAUAAAUAAAUGUAUAUAUUGUGUAUUUUAAAAGUUGAAUUUAUUUUUAGUAAUAAAAUUCCUCUGUAGUCUAAAUA
This is a messenger RNA of Sitophilus oryzae (rice weevil), 1626 nucleotides long. RefSeq lists its product as uncharacterized. The record is from RefSeq and is a predicted model, not a curated record. Gene Ontology annotation, cellular component: chitin-based extracellular matrix. NCBI's taxonomy places the organism in Eukaryota, Metazoa, Arthropoda, Insecta, Coleoptera, Curculionidae. Bases 359 to 1513 code for a protein of 384 amino acids. The transcript is spliced from 5 exons. Gene Ontology annotation, molecular function: structural constituent of chitin-based larval cuticle.